Cynoglossus semilaevis (tongue sole) is the source of this 1691-nucleotide messenger RNA. RefSeq names its product cadherin-5-like. The transcript is spliced from 8 exons. Gene Ontology annotation, biological process: multicellular organism development; cell-cell adhesion mediated by cadherin; calcium-dependent cell-cell adhesion. Gene Ontology annotation, cellular component: bicellular tight junction; plasma membrane; adherens junction. The record is from RefSeq and is a predicted model, not a curated record. Lineage: Eukaryota; Metazoa; Chordata; Actinopteri; Pleuronectiformes; Cynoglossidae. The coding region runs from base 125 to 1288 and encodes 387 amino acids. Gene Ontology annotation, molecular function: cadherin binding; beta-catenin binding; protein phosphatase binding.
UAUCCGUGACGUUUCUUUGCUGCUGUUCCAACAACAAUGACAGAUAAACAUCCAAGUGCAGGACGUGGACGAGCCCCCAGUCUUCUCCCAGCCCACCUACACCUUCAGUGUGGAGGAGGAGCGCAUGGUCAACAUAGGAGAUGUGAAGGCUGUGGAUCCAGACCAAGCUAAAAAUAGGAUUAGGUACUCCAUUUUGGACAAGGGCUGUCCUAUUGGUGUCAACCCUCUGACAGGGCAACUGUUCACCCUCAGGACCUUGGACAGGGAACUGGAGGACACACACAUCUGUCAGGUCAAGGCACAGGAGGAGCCAAGUGGUCUGGAGUCCUUUGUCACAGUUAAGAUUUUAGUCCAGGACAUUAACGACAACGCACCUGAACUGGACGUAGAAGAGAUCUACGUGUGUGAGACGGACGCCCCUAAUACAGUUAUAGCUACGCUGAGGGCCACCGAUAAAGACGACCAGCCAGUUUCCUUCACCUUUGACCUGGACAAUGAAAACUCCAAUUUCUCCAUCCGAGACUUUGGCAAUAACACAGCUGAAGUCCUGGUGAAGCAGGGACCGUUCAGCCUGGACGAUGUGAAUGAUUACACCGUGGACGUGCGCGUCAGUGACGGAGGCACACCUAUUCAGACGAGCCUCAUCACACUGGCCAUCAAGACGUGCAGCUGCGGAGUCGGUCGGAUGCCCACGAAGUGCAAGGCUAGCGCUCAGAGAACGUCUGUCAGCGUCCAGGCCUUGCUAGCGAUCCUUCUCUGCAUCUUGACUAUUCUAGUCAUCGUGAUCCUGUUUGUGGUAAAGAGAUACUACCACAAAGAUUCAAUGCUGAACGUGAAGAGUAACCAGGAGUUUCAUGAGCAGCUGGUCACGUAUGACGAAGAGGGCGGAGGAGAAAUGGACACUAACGGCUUCGACAUGUCCAUCCUGACCACCGCUCGCCAAGACGGCUCCUUACUCCGCCGUCCCGACCACCACCUCCACCCCCACCCCUCCCUCUAUGCCGUGCCACAGAAAGCCCAUCAUCCCACUGCACCUAAAGGUGACAUGGCCGCGAUGAUAGAGGUGAAAAAGGGUGAGGCGGACCAGGACAAAGAUGGCUACCCCUAUGACACCCUCCACAUCUACGGCUACGAGGGACCGGGGUCUUUAGCAGGUAGCCUUUGUUCUAUAGAAAGUUCCUCCGCCGCGUCCAACUUGGAUUACGACUUCUUGACCGACUGGGGGCCGAGGUUCAAGACCCUGGCCGAGUUGUACGGAGUGGAUGAGCCGGACUCCGAAUACUGUUAAACUGCAGCUAACAGUUUGAAUGCAUUUGGCUAAAAAACCAAUUUCUUGGCGAAGGGGAAAGGUUUUGGCCUGAAGGACUUUUUCUGUCACUUUUAUUGCAACAAACCCUUACAAACCUUUGAUAUCAGUCGUUAUUUUUUACUUAAUCUUCGUUAUCUUUUACGUUUGUCUUUUUUUUUAUAUAUAUCUUACUUAGCAGUUUAGUAAUGUAAGUCUAAGAUGAAAAAUAGAAGAAAAGUGAUUUGUUUGACCUCACGUUGACCCGUUGAUUAGGAUCGAUUAUGUUUGUGGUGUACUUAAUACAAAAAACGUUUUUUUUUUGUAUUUGUUUCUUUUGUUUAUAGAAUAGAAUAGAAAUAAGGAUGUCCGAUAAUAUCGGCCCAAUAUUAGCCUAAUUAUGUCA